AUGCGCGCGCAGAUGCGCGCGGAGAGCGGCGACACAGACGGCGAAACGCGCAUCUCCGGCGACGACGAGAUCGUGUACUUUUGCCAGGCGAUGCGCCGUCGCGGCGAACGCGUCGCGUUGCUCACCGGCGACGUCAACGCCGGCGUCGGCGCGAGGUCCUACGCGUCGCCGGACGACGUUCCGAUCGCGACGUUCGACCCCGAGACCGGCUCCGCGCCGCGGGACCUGCGCGCGCUCGCGACGGCCGUGGACGCGUUCUACGCGCGCGCGAGCGCGGCGCAGCGGGCGAUGGAGGGGACGACGACGGACGGGCGCGCGGCGGCGUCGGCGGCGGCGGCGCCGCCGCCGCCGGCGCGCGACGCGUCGUCCGCGGCCCCCGCGUUCGACGACGCGACCCCGGAGACGACGACGCUCGCGGUCCUCGACGCGCUCGACGCCGCGCUCCCGUCCGCGGUCGAGACGAUGCUCCGCGACGAGUUGGGCGACAUGUGGGCGUGCGCGGUGCGCGACGACGACGAGGACUUGGACGCGUUCGGCGCCGACGAAGCGUUCCGCGCGUUUCGAAAAAACCACGCGACGUUCAACGCCGGGAGACGCGUGCGCGAGGGGAAGGACGCGAUGGACGUGUUAGCGGCCGCGCGCAGGGCGAGAGAUCGAGGCAAGGGCGGCGGGGUCGCCGGUGCCGCCGGGUUCGGAGGGUUCGAAGGACGGAUGCGAGCGUUGGAGAUCGUGGGCGCGGCGCGGGAGGUUCUGCGCGCGUGUCCCGCGGACGUCGCGGCGGUGGCGGCGGCGGUUCGCGUCGCGGACGCCGCGCGCGCGGCGUUGACGGCGUCGAAAUUGAAAUCGUGA
Molecule: messenger RNA, 849 nt
Organism: Micromonas pusilla CCMP1545
Lineage: Eukaryota; Viridiplantae; Chlorophyta; Mamiellophyceae; Mamiellales; Mamiellaceae
Exons: 1
Coding region: 1-849 (282 amino acids)
Source: RefSeq, a predicted model, not a curated record